AAUUUCUUUGUUUUUGCCUCACCUGUUCGUACGUUCUCUCUCACUUCAUUAAUUUUCCGAAUUAACCUUAGUAACUACUUUUUCUCUCUUUUGCACAAAUCCUGUUGUCGGUAAGAUCAAGGUACCGUGACUAACUUUGAUUGAGGUGAGAACAAGUUUGAUAAGCGGACACAUUGUUUUUCCUUUGCUAAUUGAAUACAAAUUGCAGCAUACUUUACAUAUUCUUAGAAAAUGAAACGGUCAAAUAAAGCGUCAUCCUCCAAAUCAUCAAAGGAACUGCCGUUUAUGAAAUGGUACAAGGGGAUGAUCAGUGGGGAAGCGAAUGAUAUGGUGCAGCAAUUUUCCCUGAUACGGCCGAUACUCUCUGAUCCGGCUUAUUCGGAUGCCACCUUUGCGGCUCUGGUCAGUCUCGGUUUACCAAAAGAAAGCUGGAUCUCCACCCCGUGGAGCUAUGAAGUUGAGAAGGGACGUUUUCGAGCUGCUUUUAUUCGGGGAAAAAACAACCCAACAGGAAACAUCUUGGAUCAACCACGAUACAUUGGCUUCGUCAUGAAGUUGCUGAACAGGGAUAAUAAAUUUUACACCGUAGAAGAACUCAAGAAUCACACGCUCGUUGAAUCGUUGAAAUUUAUGAUAACUUUUGUUACCACCGCUGUAGAGGCUGAGAAGGAGACUGAAAAAUUGUGGCGACUAUGUCUUGAACAACUCCACCGGUUGGAAUGUUUGUUGGAUCGAGGGAACCAGUGCAUCGAUAAAGAAGAAGAUGAUCGUCUCUCGGCUUUAUGGACAUUACAAGAUGUUACCUUCCACCUCGUGAAUAAACUUUUCGACAUGGAUAAAGUCUUUUCAAAGCACCUGGCAAACGUAAUGCUGAAGUGUAACUUCUCCCCGACAUUCAAGAACUCUACAUUGAUCGAGGAGAUUAAAGUGGAGCCUGGAGUGCUGGAAAAGAUGAAGAGAUUUGCUCAGAGGAUUGAAAUACUAGGAAAUCUUGUAAAGGCAGAGAAGGAUCCUACCAAGAAGAAGAAGUUUGCGGAGGAUUUAAAAAACGAGCAAGGGGAGCUGGAUAUUUUCGUGAUCAACCAGGAGACUGGGCAAGAAUUUAAUUAUGUGGUGGUGUGUAUGCUACAGCUGGUUCACCGAACGGCGCAAAAUGACAAAAUUAUCAAUGAGAUACUUCACAAAAUUCUGGCGAGCUUGAAGAGGUACAAUCACCAGGUCUCCGACUAUAAUAUCGAGUGGCUGGGGUUGAGUUCAACACGCCGUUGAGGAAAGGUGCGCUGCCGACGUGGACAAAGAAAUCAUACCAAACGUGUUCAGUACUGUUCAGUAUUCAUAGUUUAAAAUGCAAGAUAUUUUUUUCGUAUUUACAUAACCUACCAUUUUCAGAACUUAGACUUGGAAUUUAUAUUUUCAAAUGCUUUAAUAAUUUUAUUAAUUCAUUCUUAAUAAAGUUUCAGUUACAGUUAA
Messenger RNA from Folsomia candida, 1470 nucleotides. RefSeq lists its product as uncharacterized. NCBI's taxonomy places the organism in Eukaryota, Metazoa, Arthropoda, Collembola, Entomobryomorpha, Isotomidae. Bases 232 to 1269 code for a protein of 345 amino acids. The transcript has 6 exons. The record is from RefSeq and is a predicted model, not a curated record.